Molecule: messenger RNA, 699 nt
Organism: Parnassius mnemosyne (clouded apollo)
Lineage: Eukaryota; Metazoa; Arthropoda; Insecta; Lepidoptera; Papilionidae
Source: the annotation of a GenBank genome assembly
CUGUUCGAGGUGGCUGGCACUGUGAGCAGCAGUGCCGAAAAGGCGGACGCACUGGCCGCCAAAAUGAGGGAGGUCCUCAACCCUGAGGACGUCCGGGUCUCCAGACCAAUGAAAACCGCAGAGGUGCGGAUUGCUGGCCUGGACGACUCCGUGACCUCUGAGGAGGUGGUGGCGGCCGUUGCCAGAAGCGGAGAGUGUCCACCGGACAAGGUGCGGGCUGGCGAUAUACGCACCGACGCCUCCGGACUCGGCAUGGUCUGGGUUCGGUGCCCUGUGGCGUCGGCGAAGAAGAUCGCUGAUAGCGGCAGAUUGCUGGUAGGCUGGGUGGCGGCAAAAACCAAGCUUCUACAGCCCCGGGCUUUGCAGUGCUUCCGGUGCCUGGAAAAAGGGCACGUCCGGGCGAAGUGCACCGCUGAGGUUGACCGUAGUGACAUCUGUUUUCGCUGCGGCCAGCCUGGCCACAAGGCGGCCCUGUGCACCGCGGCGUUCAACUGCAGCCUUUGUUCUGCUGCGGGAAGGCCUGCAGAGCACAGAGUAGGCGGAGGGGCCUGUGGGGCGCCUGCCAGCAAGGCCAAAAAGAAAAAAGAAAAGAAGAGGAGCACUAAGCCUGCCGGGUUAACCUCGCUGCCCCCGCAGGCUAGCAGCUCCGCGGCCGACUCCCGGCCCAGGACCGUUGCCGAGGGGAUGGAAUGUCAAUAA